Molecule: messenger RNA, 1554 nt
Organism: Arctia plantaginis
Lineage: Eukaryota; Metazoa; Arthropoda; Insecta; Lepidoptera; Erebidae
Source: the annotation of a GenBank genome assembly
AUGGCUGCUGUACAACAGAAUUUAUCAAAAAUGAUUUCGGCACAGCUACGAAAUAAAGCAAAUGAGUUUUUAAAUUCACGGAAGCAUGCAAAUAAUCUUGCCGAUAUACUGCAAAUGUUUGAGGCGGAGACGGACAAUUAUACACCCUUACUGCUUACUGUGGAAGUGAUAUUUACUGAACUACUACGAAGAGGUGACCUGGUAGAGGAAAUCAUACCCCUGAAACCAGCGGAACGCAGUCCCGAAGCUGAAUAUAAACGAUGGCUACGCGAGUGCUACGAAGCGGCGCACACCCGCGCUAUCGAGUGCAUCAAACGCGGCCGCACCAAUUCCAGACUCCAGGCCUUGGUGACGGCUUGUAAAUUGAUGCAAGCUGAGGGGAAGCAUCCUCUGGAGCAGUCUACUGGUUACUACUUCCCGUCUGUGAGGCUCAAGAAUAUAUUCACCACUUUGCUGGAUUCUGAGACAUCUAUGUCGGCGCCACUAGCUCGCUUCCAGGAGUUCACCGAAUAUCGUGAUGUCCAGCAGUAUGGCCUUAAAGUGCUCUCUACAAUCGCUUAUCGCAAAUCACCAACGAGCAUCUACAUGCAGAACUACUUGGAAUUGCUGGACAAGCUGUUGAUUUGUGAAAUCACCAUGGAUAACAAGGGCAAGCUGAAAGAGAGAGAUUUUGAACAAAAGGAGGAGAAGUUAUUGUGCAGUACAGAAGACAAGGCCCCUUUCCCGUACAACCCGGGUGUAUGCCGGCGCUACGCCAACCGCUGCUGGGGCUUCGCGUGCCAGUGGCCGCUCUGCGACGAGCCGCGCUCGCACCGCCGCGCGCUGGCGCUGCUCGUGGAGCGCCUCAUGCCGCUGCUCACCAAGCCGCACCUCGCCACCGACAUGCUGUGCGACAGUCUCGACGCCGGUGGCCCCAUAAGCAUGUUAGCGCUACAGGGUGUGCUAGAGCUGGUGCGAACGCACAACAUCGACUAUCCAGACAUGUACGACCGACUGUACGCCAUGUUUGAACCAGAGAUGUUCGCCACGAGGUACAAGAAACGGCUCAUGCACCUCGCCGAUAUAUUCCUUAGUUCCACUCACCUCCCGGAGGCUUUGGUUGCUGCAUUUGCUAAACGUCUGUCCCGUCUUGCGCUCGUAGCUUCCGCUGAAGACGCUGUUGGCUUGUUGCAGCUCGUAGCAAACCUGCUGCUACGCCACCCCGCUCUGAAGCGCAUGAUAUGCUACGAAGACUCGCCCAACAUAAUGUCAACGGACCCGUAUGUAAUGGAGGAGACAUGCGCAAGCGCAUCGCGGGCUCUGGGCUCUUCGCUGUGGGAGGUGUGCGCUUUGCGGCGGCACAAUGUCCCCGCGCUCAGCGCCGCGGCCGCUCGCCUGCUCGACACCGGAGCCGCUCGUGCUGCGCCCAAACCGCUCGCGCCGCAGGACCUGGCCAGUUCAUUCGAUGCAGAACUAAAGAGAAGGUUCAAAACGAUAGAAAUGAACUUCGUCCGACCACAGGGCAUGACAUCAUCAGGUGAUCGCGUCAUGCAGUACUGGGAACUGAUGGCCUAA